AUGGCCGCGCAGGAGCCGUCCCCACCAUCUUCCAUAGAGAGCAACAAACCGGGAUUCCCCAAGAAGAUCCUGGCCAACAACCACGAAGACAAGCAUCUGUGCAACUCCUGCCAGAAGAUCCUCCGGCGGCCGCUGCAAGCUCAGUGCGGACACCGCUUCUGCACGUACUGCUUCCACCGGACCGUGAGUUCUGGCCCACAGAAGUGUAAUGCCUGUAUCAAAGAGGACCUGUUUGAGGAGCCCACGUCUAUUCUCAAGCAAGGGGGUGCGUUUCCGGACAAUGCGGCUCGAAGAGAAGUGGAGGCUCUGGCAGCGGUCUGCCCCAAUGAAGGCUGCACCUGGACCGGGACCAUCAAGGAAUUUGAGGCGAACCAUGAAGGCCACUGUGACUUCAUGAUCAUUUUGUGUCCGUCGUGUAAAGAGCUGAUGAGAGCCAACGAACAGGAGCGCCACAACGAGCGCGAGUGUCCUGAACGCACCCUCAACUGCAAAUACUGCAAAGAGCCAUUCCUCCUCAAGAACAUCAAGGCCCAUGAUGAGAUCUGUCCAAAGUACCCCAUGAUCUGUGAAGGAUGUGCCAAGAAAAAGAUACCCAGAGAGAAGUAUGUGGACCAUAUUAAGUUCUGCAAUAAGUUUAAAGCCCCAUGCAGAUUUCAUGUUGUUGGCUGCAAUACGUCUGUGGAGAUGGAGAAAGUGCAUGACCAUGAGCGCCAGUGUUCAUACGAGCACCUUAAUCUGCUGCUGCACUUUAUCAUGGGCAUCAAGGUGAGCCUUGAGAGCCUGCAGCCCCAGACCCUGGAGGUGGCGGGACACAAGCUGCAGGAGUUGCACCAAUCACUGCAGGAGCUGGAGACCAAGAUGUCCCAGCUGGGACAACCUGUGCAGGGCGUGUGUGGCCCCUCCCUCACCGCCUUUGCCCCCCUGCCCAGCGCCGUGGGCGCCGCGCUGGAACUGCAGCUGCAGGGCGAGAAGAGCAAAGUGUGUGAGCUGAACCGAAGACUGCAGCAGCUGGAGCUCAAAGUGAACACCUUCGAGAACAUUGUGUGUGUCCUGAACCGCGAGGUGGAGAGGUCCAGCAGCACCAUGGAGGCCUCGACCCGGCAGCACCGCCUAGACCAGGACAAGAUCGAGAUCCUCAACAACAAGUGGAUGAGCCAGCGGACUGAGGUCACGUCUCAGUUGGACUUCUUCAAACGUGUGUGA
Messenger RNA from Knipowitschia caucasica, 1203 nucleotides. The record is from the annotation of a GenBank genome assembly. Lineage: Eukaryota; Metazoa; Chordata; Actinopteri; Gobiiformes; Gobiidae.